UCACUCCCUGUCUGAUUCCUGACAGUCCCCUCAGAUUAGACUAAUAUACAGACAGAGAGAAGUCUGAUUCUUGGAACCUGAGUUUUGGACUGUCUCAGGUAGGAAUGGACGAAACCAGGAUGAACUGUUUCGAUGCGACAUUUCCUGCCUUUGCUUCGAGUACGUCCAGUGAAGAUUCUAGCUCCAGAUUCAAACUCAGCAAUGAUGCACACAGACCGAGUCUCUACGGCGAAAAGGAAAAACUCGGCUCACAUGGCAAACUACACAAGGACAGGAGCGAUGAGGUAUUAACCCUGGAGUGUCAGAUAUGUGGAGAUCGAGCUUCGGGGUAUCAUUAUGGCGUGUACGCAUGUGAAGGAUGUAAGGGUUUCUUCCGGAGAACUGUGCAAUUAAACCUGAGGUAUAAACUCUGCAGCCAGAAGUGUCAAGUCCACAAAAAAAGCCGGAACAAGUGUCAGUUCUGCCGGUUUAAGAAGUGUGUUUUGGCAGGAAUGUCUCACACCGCAAUCCGGUUCGGGAGAACACCUCUGACCGAGAGAGAGAAGAUGAUCACGGAGUUCCACACGCUCAAACAUCAGCUGGAACCCAAGUCAGAAAAACAACAAGAGUUCAGCAAGAAUUUAUAUGAUUCCUACCUCAAAAUCUUCCCAAUGACGAGGAGCAAAGCCAAAGCAAUUUUGUCAGGAAAAGAUGGAGAAAACCCGCUGUUCGUCAUCCACGAUAUGAAGUCUCUGUUGGCUGGAGAGGAGUUCCUGAAGCGAAAGCUGUCGUCCGUGUCGACUCUGUUCCCUGCCGUUGAGCUGGAGCUGUCCAUGUUCCGCCGAGUACAGUACGGCUCGGCCGAGGCCGUACGCAGACUCACACAGUUCGCUAAGAGCAUCCCAGGCUUCGGUGACCUGGAGCUGAGCGAUCAGAUCACCAUGCUGAAGUACAGCGCCCUCGAGGUGAACAUCAUCCACCUGAGCCACCUCACCAACAAGGACGGUGUGCUGAUGGCCGAGGGAUGUGUCUUCAUGACCCGAGAGUUCAUCAAGAGUCUUCGCAAACCCUUCUGUGACAUGAUAGAGACCAAGUUUGACUUCCUGGUUAAAUUUAGAGCGCUCGAACUGGAAGACUGUGACCUGGCACUCUUCAUCGCUGCAGUGAUCCUGUGUGGUGAUCGGCCGGGUUUGGUGAACCCCAAAGCCAUCGAAGCGCUCCAGGACGAGGUUCUUCAGGCUCUAGAGCUCCAGCUGAAGGUUCUCCAUCCUGAGUCUCCUCGCCUCUUUGCCAAACUGCUGCAGAAGAUGACAGACCUUCAGCCACUGGUGGCAGAACACGUACGCAACAUUCAUCUGCUGAAGAAGAGAGAACUGGACCUGUGUCUUCACCCGCUCUUACUGGAGAUCAUGCAGGACCUCUACUAGAACCCUGAACAUGACCACAGUCCAUCUUUCCUUUUAAUACGUCUCAUUAACAACGUGGAUUUUAAAGCAUGUUAAGAGCAUCAUUACGCAGGAAAUAUAUAUAAAUAUAUAUAAAAAU
Messenger RNA from Tachysurus vachellii, 1524 nucleotides. RefSeq names its product peroxisome proliferator-activated receptor gamma-like. Lineage: Eukaryota; Metazoa; Chordata; Actinopteri; Siluriformes; Bagridae. Bases 105 to 1406 code for a protein of 433 amino acids. Gene Ontology annotation, biological process: negative regulation of inflammatory response; positive regulation of transcription by RNA polymerase II; regulation of lipid metabolic process. Gene Ontology annotation, molecular function: RNA polymerase II cis-regulatory region sequence-specific DNA binding; nuclear receptor activity; zinc ion binding. The transcript is spliced from 6 exons. Gene Ontology annotation, cellular component: nucleus. The record is from RefSeq and is a predicted model, not a curated record.